Messenger RNA from Nezara viridula (southern green stink bug), 2606 nucleotides. The record is from the annotation of a GenBank genome assembly. Lineage: Eukaryota; Metazoa; Arthropoda; Insecta; Hemiptera; Pentatomidae.
GUUCAAUAUAUAUUAGACAGCAAAAAUCACAUGCUGAAAUAAUUCAGUUAAAAUUUAUUUUUCAAUGAUUACCUCAAUAAGCAAAAAAGUGAUAAUGUGAAAGCAGACACAAGCAAGAUGGUAAAAUCAAUACACGAUUUAUCAGAGGAAGAAAUAGGUAAUCUAUCGAAAGAAAUUAAAGAAUUGUUAAAAGGGUUUAAACAAAAACAAAAGAAUAAACAAAAAAACGAGGAAUGUUUAAAUUGGGAUGAUUUUGAACUAUCAUCAUGGCUUACAUCAGCUACAGAAGAAUCUAAAGAAACGAACGAAAACUUGAUAGAAAUGUCCAAAAACUUUUCUCGAAAAAAAUCAAAAGAGGUAAUCAAAGAACAGCUAAAUCCGAAACUCGAAAAUAAUUCAUUAAGUACUGAAUCAUUAGAAAAUUCGGAAACAUAUAAUAUCGAAGACUUAAUUAAAACUGACGAAACACUUAAAGAAUUGAAAAAAUUAACUUCUAUUUUAGAGGAGGAUAUAAAUGAAUCUGUUUCAAAUGAAAAUGAGUCGUCUGGGUCAAGUGCUAGUCGAAAGAAACUGAUUGUCAAUAAACAAUCUGAAAAGUCUAAGAAUUUGAGUAUUGCCCCAAUCAGAAUUAAAGAGUCUUCUCCAUUAGAAUCCGAUGGCAUCAAAUCAGUUGAGAAGGAUUCGAAAUUAAAAAUUACAAAUGCACAUACAAAAACCGAUAAAAAUAUUCUAAACACGAAAUUAGAAGAUUUAAAACUUGAUAGCAAAGCAAAAAAGAUGAACUCAGGAAGCCCAGUUUCAAAGCAACAAGCCGAAAACAAUUCAAAAACCAGUGCAUCCGAUUUCAGACCCAGAAAAAUGUCGAACAGCAGCAUCAAAAACAAAAAGAAAUAUUCAACCAAAGAAAGUAUCAAACUGAGUACCGAAUCGCUGAUAAAAAAAAUACCGUACCUCGAAGGUUUCCCAGAAUACGAAAAAGGACACCAUGUACCAAUAAUUUCGAAACAUCCCGAGAAUGAGCUUAGAACAAGAGCAUCAUCGGCUGAACCAUAUGCAAGGUCAUUUUCGACAGUGACGAACAAGCCUGAGGAAGUUGUACCUAGACAAGCGAAAAAGCAUGUGACAUUACUAAUAAAGAAAGAUAAAAAUGAUGAAUUUGCUCCAAUAUUCCCGCUGAAGAUAGAUUGCAUAUCUAUGUUUUCCGAUGAUGAAGAAAUAAUAACGGACGAAGGGAGUGAGGAAGAAGAGUCCGACUCCGAGAGCGACUCUGGUCCAGGAGAACCGGACGUCAUGCUCAACGAACUGUGGAAAGAUUUACUCCUUCCUUCGGACGAGAGUGAUAUGGAUUUGGAUGAAUUUUACAAGCAAUUUCCAAAGUUAAAGAAGAAAAAUCAGCAAAAAGAAUGUUCGAGAGAAUAUGCAGAAGUACAUUUUAAAUCAUUAGCGUGAAGUUGUGUACCUACAACUAUAUCAGCUGUUUUUAAAUUACCACAACGUUCUCAAAUUAGUUGAACAAUAAUGACAGUAGUAUACUCACAAUAAAUUACAACAAUUUUAAAGAGAAAAGCAACAACUUUAAUCUGAUCAAAUUUAAUAAGAUUUUGGCAAUAUUGUAUUAAAUAAUACCACUUCUGGAGCCUAUAUGUAAAAAUAUAAUAUUGCAUCAAUAUUUCACAUAUCAGAGGCACGGACCUGAAUACUGACAAAUAAUCAGGAACAGUCCUCCGAGUAAUUGAAAAAAUAAAAUAAUCCGAAAUUAAACCGAGUAUUCAAAACUGAAAAACUAUAUAUCUAAACAGAUAUUUUCAUUAAUAUAGAAGUUAUAGUUAUUAUUGUAUAUAUAAUGAUGCUAUUGCAGGGUUUUCGUAUGAUGUAAGGAGUGUAGUAUCAUCAGGAAAUUUUACUAGUAAAGUCUUGUCAUGAUAAAUAUGAUGUGAACAUAUUGAAUUGUUAUGGAAAUGUAUUUAUUACACAAAACCAUCUUGAUGUUACUUUUAAUCGGGCUAUCGAUUGGAAGGUAAAAAUGAACGAAUCUACGUGUGUAUCCAUUAUCGUUGUGCUAAACCAUAGAACAUACUGGGAAACCUAAUAACAUACCACGGAUAUGCUAUAAUACAGGUAUUCGUAUAUCCGAAGAAGUGUGUUAUUCGGAAUUACGCCUGGACGAGAGACUUAUAUAAAACUUACCCAAAACUGAACAGAAAACGAUUGAAAAAACGUUAUAGAUUAUUAUCCUGGUUAUUUGACAGACGAUUCGAAUUAUUCUUAACUAACAAACUUACCAUCUACAAAUAAUUUAUAAAACCUUCAUGGACUCACACGGAGGGAGACGCGCAAAAACAAGAUAAAAAAUUCGAACUUUUCAAUCAAAGGCAUUGAGAAAAACGACAGAAACACCAUUCAAUGCUACAAACCACUUACAACACAAAGACUUGAAAAUCCAUACGAUUUCAAAAACAGCAACACAAUACUACAAAAACUUUCACCAGAGACUGAAUUACAACAUAAAUCCCUUAGCCCUAUAAAGGAAUGAACUAAACAAACACUUAUAUGAAAUAAAGUAAAUAUAAGAACACUUAGGAAUAAAUUUUGUUUUCUUUAUUAUU